Moesziomyces antarcticus is the source of this 1647-nucleotide messenger RNA. Its product is annotated as phytase. Lineage: Eukaryota; Fungi; Basidiomycota; Ustilaginomycetes; Ustilaginales; Ustilaginaceae. The coding region runs from base 1 to 1647 and encodes 548 amino acids. The record is from RefSeq and is a predicted model, not a curated record. Gene Ontology annotation, molecular function: acid phosphatase activity. The transcript has a single exon.
AUGCAGUUCGCCCCCACUUUCUUGGCCCUGCAGGCCGUGGUGGCUACUGCCGUCUCGGCUGCACUGGUGCCUCGCCAGACGGCAUCCAACUCGUCGGCGCCCACCUCGAUCAGUCCCGACAACCCGUUCCCCACCAAUGUUGGCUAUGCUGGCACCGUCAAGACCGGCGCACCCCCCUUCCUGGCCGUGACCGACCGCAUCCAGGGUGAGCUCAAGGACAGCCCGAUCGAGACCCGCUGGAAGCCCAUCGAUGCUGGCGACAACGACAGCUACAACAUCUUCCAGCAUCUGGGCAACGAGUCGCCCUACUUUUCCUCGCCGCUCUUCGCCGACUUCCAGAAGGAGAACGCUGUGCUUCCAGACACGUGCACCGUGAAGCAGGUGCACAUCCUUCACCGCCACGGUGCGCGCUACCCGACCUCGUACGCCACCGAGGGAGCGCCGUACUUUGGCCAGGUCAUCGCCAACGUCUCCAAGCUCAACCACCCCGACUCCAACUUCUCGGCAUCGGGUCCGCUCUCCUUCCUCAACAACUGGACUUAUGAGCUCGGCGCGGAGCUGCUCAACCCUGUCGGUACGCAGCAGCUGUUUGAUUCGGGCGUCAAGCACUACUACCGCUAUGGCAAGCUCUACAACGCCACGGACGAGGAGCACAAGCCCGUCAUCCGCACCACGAGCCAGCAGCGCAUCCUCGACUCGGCACGCUACUGGACGCUGGGCUUCUUUGGCUGGGAUGCUCCCAACAAGAUCAACCUCGAGGUGAUCCUCGAGGGCGGAAGCGGUCUUGGACCUGCCGAUGCGUUCAACAACACGCUCGCCUCGUACGACACGUGCAACAACUCGGACACGAUCACCGUGGGCGACACGUACCUGCGACCGACGUGGGAUGCCAUCUACCUGCCCAACGCCACGCAGCGUCUGCAGCAGUACGUUUCGGGACUCGAGCUCAAGGACGAGAUGGUGUACGGCAUGCAGAGUCUGUGCGCCUACGAGACGGUUGCGCUCGGCUACUCGAACUUCUGCGGUCUCUUCACCAAGCAGGAGUGGGACGGCUUCGAGUACGACCUGGAUCUGCAGUUUAGCGGUGACUACGGCAUCAUGAGCCCGAACGGCAAGGCGCAGGGUAUCGGCUGGGUGAACGAGUUCCUCGACCGCCUCACCAACACCACCUUCAACGCAAGCACCAUUACCACCGAAAACAGCACGCUCGACUCCAACCCGACCUACUUCCCGCUCGACCAGAGCAUGUACGUCGACUUUUCGCACGACGACAUCAUCGUCUCGGUGCUCACCGCGCUCAACUACACGCAGGUGAUUGGCGACUUCCUCGACCCCACUUACGCCGAUCCCGAGCGCACGUUUGUGCUCAGCCACAUCACGCCCUUUGCCGCCCGGCUUGUGUUCGAGGUGGUGGAGUGCGGUGAUGACCAGCAGCAGUACGUGCGAACGCUGCUCAACGAGGCCGUCAUCCCAUACACCGAGGCGCAGGGCUGCCCGCAAGGCAAGGCGCUCUGCCCCAUGGCCGACUUUGUCAAGUUCCAGCAGACGCACGCCUACAAGGACGCCAACUUCAACAAGGCCUGCUUCGGCCAGAACGGCACCGACUUUGUCGUCACCGGCCCCGUGCGCAACGGCACUGUCUACUAG